This is a messenger RNA of Histoplasma capsulatum G186AR, 684 nucleotides long. RefSeq lists its product as uncharacterized. The coding region runs from base 1 to 684 and encodes 227 amino acids. The transcript is spliced from 3 exons. NCBI's taxonomy places the organism in Eukaryota, Fungi, Ascomycota, Eurotiomycetes, Onygenales, Ajellomycetaceae. The record is from RefSeq and is a predicted model, not a curated record.
AUGGGCACCAGCCUGAGGACUAAGGUCUUGGAGCCGUUGGUGCUCGGGCCUGCUAGAAGCGGUCAGCUGAAAAAACCUGUCUUGGUCAUCACCAUCACCGAUGGACAGCCUGCUGGAGAACCAAACGGUGCGGUAUCUGAUGCUAUCAGGUCUGCGAGCGCCGAACUGAGAGCGCUCCCCCAGUAUGGGCCUGGAGCCAUCUCGUUCCAGUUUGCGCAGGUUGGGAAUGACUUGAAAGCGCGUGAGUUCUUAGGCAAACUCGACGAGGAGCCCGGUAUCGGUGACCUCAUCGACUGCACAUCCAACUUUGAAGUGGAGCAGGAUGAAAUGUCCCGUGCCAACCCACCAGUUGACCUAACCCCAGAACUCUGGCUCACGAAAAUGAUCCUCGGCGCUAUCGACUCCUCCUACGACACCAAGGAUGAGAAAUCUAGCCGGCCCUCCGCUGGCGGCCACCGUCCUCCACCCCCACAGACCCAAUACGGCGCCCCGCCACCACAGGGACAACAGCCACAGUACGGCGGAUAUCCUGGAGCCGGAGGAGCUCCCCCACAGCAAGGCGGUUAUGGCGGCUAUGGGCAGCCGCCACCGCAGCAGGGAGGUUAUGGCCAGCAGCCACCCCAGCAGGGCGGCUACGGUCAUCCCCCGCAAGGCGGUCAAGGGGGUUAUCCACCGCGGUAUUAG